This is a messenger RNA of Dryobates pubescens (Downy woodpecker), 2489 nucleotides long. RefSeq names its product estrogen related receptor beta (gene ESRRB). Bases 16 to 1212 code for a protein of 398 amino acids. Lineage: Eukaryota; Metazoa; Chordata; Aves; Piciformes; Picidae. Gene Ontology annotation, biological process: regulation of DNA-templated transcription. Gene Ontology annotation, molecular function: steroid binding; zinc ion binding; nuclear steroid receptor activity. The record is from RefSeq and is a predicted model, not a curated record. Gene Ontology annotation, cellular component: nucleus. The transcript has 7 exons.
AGGCUGCUUGGCAGGAUGGCCACGGAGGAGCGGCACCUCUCCUCCAGCUGUGGGUCCUUCAUCAAGACCGAGCCCUCCAGCCCGUCCUCCGGCAUCGACGCCAUCAGCCACCACAGCCCCAGCGGCUCCUCCGACGCCAGCGGUGGCUACGGCAUCGCCAUGGGCGGCCACCCCAACGGCCUGGACUCGCCACCCAUGUUCAACGGCACGGGCAUCGGCGGCGGGUCCUGCCGCAAGCGUUACGACGACUGCGCGAGCGCCAUCAUGGAGGACUCCCCCACCAAGUGCGAGUACAUGCUCAACGCCAUCCCCAAGCGGCUCUGCCUGGUCUGCGGGGACAUUGCUUCUGGCUACCACUACGGCGUGGCUUCCUGCGAGGCCUGCAAAGCCUUCUUCAAGAGGACUAUUCAAGGCAAUAUUGAAUACAGCUGCCCGGCCACCAACGAAUGUGAGAUCACGAAACGGAGGCGCAAGUCCUGUCAGGCCUGUCGCUUCAUGAAAUGCCUCAAAGUGGGGAUGCUAAAAGAAGGUGUUCGUCUGGAUCGAGUCCGUGGAGGGCGUCAGAAAUACAAGAGGAGACUGGAUUCUGAAAGCAGCACUUACCUGAGCUUGCAGAUCCCUCCCCCAGCUAAAAAGCCACUGACUAAGAUCGUCUCCCACUUGCUGGUGGCUGAGCCAGAGAAGAUCUAUGCCAUGCCUGAUCCAACCAUGCCAGAGAGUGACAUCAAAGCCCUGACAACCCUCUGUGACCUGGCAGACAGGGAAUUGGUGGUGAUCAUUGGCUGGGCAAAGCACAUCCCAGGGUUCUCCAACCUGUCCCUUGGGGACCAGAUGAGUCUCCUGCAGAGUGCCUGGAUGGAAAUCCUCAUCCUGGGCAUUGUGUACCGCUCCUUGCCAUACGAGGACAAGCUCGUCUAUGCUGAGGACUACAUCAUGGAUGAAGAACACUCUCGCCUGACGGGGCUGCUGGAGCUCUACCUGGCCAUCCUACAACUGGUGCGCCGCUACAAGAAGCUCAAGGUGGAAAAGGAGGAGUUUGUCACGCUCAAAGCUCUGGCCCUCGCCAACUCAGACUCCAUGCACAUAGAGGACAUGGAUGCAGUGCAGAAACUCCAGGACCUUCUCCACGAAGCCCUGCAGGACUACGAGCUGAGUCAGCGCAACGAGGAGCCACGGCGAGCAGGACCACCUUUCUCCAUUACAGCUGCAUAACCUUGGAGCCCAUCUGGAUGUCCCCUGUUGCUUGAAGAUAAUACCCCUGGAAAUGUUUGCAUUGCUUCUGAAAUAGGAUGGGAACUGAAGCAGACAGUAAUUAGCAUAUAUUAAUCUCUUUAAGCAAGGAAUGCAAACUCUUCCCCAGGAACUGAGACAGACAUACUUGUCUAGAUUUAACCCUUAAAAGGCUUGUAUCACCUUAAAUUGGGAAUCAGGUCAAGUUACUCAGAACUGUGACACCAGUGUAGGAAUCACACACGAUUCCCAGUCGUUCAGAUCCACUGUGCAUCACUAGUUCUACCACACUGCUGCAAAGGAGGAGCACGUCCAGCUACACAGUGAGCCAAGCUUGCAGAGAAGGGUAGUGCUCACAGUCUCUUACACAGAGGUCUGGGUGUGUGGAAGCUGAGGCAGAAACUAGGAAAUGGGUUCUGGGUCAGUGCUCCUUAUGCAUCAGAGAGUCAGCACCAUAUAGCUGUCCUACCUGGGGCAAAAGAUGAUGGAGCUUGAGCCUUGGGACACAAAAGGUUUCUGUGACUUACAGCAAAGUGGUAGAGGUAAGUGUGUCAGUGGUGGUGAAUAAGCAUUGAAGUCCACGCGCAGCAAAUAGGUUGAAAGCAGCUGCAGCCCCUGAUUUGUGGGUGUGCAUAGCAGAAACCACGUAGCCAUCAGCUGCUACAAAAGGCAGUUCUUCCCAAGUGACCAGCUCUUCUGUUCUGGGCACAUUCUUCUCUGCCAACAGCUGUGUCUGGCCUCUAAUGCAAAACAAAUUUCAUGGGGAUCAAUUAAAAGAAAGGGUAAAAUCCCACACAGAAGCAGGUUUCUGGGGAAACUUGGGCAUUACACCUUGCAGCAAAACUGUGAAGCGACAAGAAACGCCCCCCCAACAAUCAGAACUUUGCAGUACCGCUGAUGCUACGGGGGCAGCAUUUUCCUCUUUGUAAGCUCUCAUCUUUUUUCUUUUCUUUUCUUUUUUUAACUAUUACAAAUAUAUAAAAUAAAACAUGCUGCACCAGAAACAUAUAAGCAGCUAUUAGAGGAGAAAGUCACUGAGAAAGACCCUAGAAUGUAACUUGUUGAGCUUUUAUCACCAAUUGGAGCUGAGGAAAAGAGCUUCCACUUUGCAUCCACAAGCUAUAAUCAAUCACAUGGCCAAAGGCCACUCUGUGGCUGAGUUAUGUGGAGAAGCCAGAGAGACAGAGGGUGUGAGAAUGAUGCAGGGAGUUAUAGACAGUGAAAUAAACAGUAUCUACUUAACUAUUAUCUGCUCCUAA